Cheilinus undulatus (humphead wrasse) is the source of this 896-nucleotide messenger RNA. RefSeq names its product beta-2-microglobulin-like. Gene Ontology annotation, biological process: immunoglobulin production involved in immunoglobulin-mediated immune response; antigen processing and presentation of exogenous peptide antigen via MHC class II; positive regulation of T cell activation. The transcript has 3 exons. The record is from RefSeq and is a predicted model, not a curated record. The coding region runs from base 102 to 455 and encodes 117 amino acids. Gene Ontology annotation, cellular component: MHC class II protein complex. Gene Ontology annotation, molecular function: MHC class II protein complex binding. NCBI's taxonomy places the organism in Eukaryota, Metazoa, Chordata, Actinopteri, Labriformes, Labridae.
UGCUUUCACUUUAGUUCACGGCGGGACGACACGGCGAGAGAAGUGCCUGACUUAGCUGCAAAAAAGAAGACGAAAAAGAAGAAGAAUCAUCGAGAACAAAGAUGAAGUGUGUACUGCUUUCCUGCGUGGUCGCUCUGGUUGCUGUCUGCUCUGCUGCCGAGCUUGUCUCGAAGCCAAAGGUCCAGGUGUACAGCCGUAACCGUGGUGAGUUUGGUAAGGAAAAUAUCCUGAUCUGCCAUGUCAGUGAAUUCUAUCCACCCGACCUGAAGAUCCAGCUCCUGAAAGAUGGGGUGGAGAUGAAGAACUGCAACCAGACCGAUUUGACCUUCCACAAGAACUGGCACUUCCACCUGACCGUGAGCAGGGAGUUCACACCAGUCAGUGGAAUACAGUACACCUGCCGGGUGACACAUGGCAACAAGGCCGUCGACUACGCCUGGGAGUCCAACAUGUAACUUCGCUCCUCCAGCUGUUUUUUUGUUUGUUGCUUCACCAAUCAACAUGAUCUCAGUUUAUUCCUCUAAACCUUCAUCAUCAUCACACUGGUUAUCCGAUCUUCUUCCUGGUCUUUAUGGCUGCCAUGGCCUUCAUUAUGGCUGUGGCGCUGACUCUUCACCUGUUGUAACCGAUCCUUCUUCAUCAUCAUCAACAGCAGCGGCAUGAAAACACCUCCUUGUGUAAAUCAGGCUGAUGAUGAGCUGAUUGUCUGAUUUGUUUGUAGGGUUGUUGUGUGUUUAUUAAAUCCUUUCUGACCAUUGUGUAAAUAUGCAUGUUAAAUCUCAAUUGAAUGUUGAUCAGGUGAUUAUUAGAUAAUGAAAAUGAAGAGAUGGUGUUUUUUUUAACUUUGUCAUUGAGGGGUUCUCUCUUUAAUAAAUAAAACAAUCUUAAAAAAUCAA